AUUAAAUAUGCGACUGAGUCUCAGAGCAUUUGCUUUCAGCUGCAGAGAGGAGAGGCUGCCCAAGAAUGGGAGGAAGCGCUAUAUCACAUAAUCUGUUUGUCCACAGCCUUUCCUUGGGGUUUACCGAGCUUGAAUGGGAGUUUUUCACCCCCGCUAUUAUAUUCUAUUCAGCAAACAAAUACACAUCAAAUAACCAAGAAAAGGGAAUGGAGAAAACAAAAUGUGGAGAUAUACAACUUGGGUAGAGGGACGUACUGCAACUGGGAGCCCAAAGACAAGUCUAUUCUUGGCAUGCUCUUUCCCAGACGCUGUCACUCCACGGGGAAAUAGGGACACGUUCCAUUGAUUCUUAG
Molecule: messenger RNA, 353 nt
Organism: Staurois parvus
Lineage: Eukaryota; Metazoa; Chordata; Amphibia; Anura; Ranidae
Source: the annotation of a GenBank genome assembly